CCCCCCCCCCCCCACCCCCCGGUCCCCGCCAUGCCGAGCCGCUCCUAAGCUCGCAGCCCCGCCGCGGCCGCCCCGUCGAAGUUUUGGGGAAGGGGGUCCCGGGGGGGUGGUGGCGGCGGCGGCGGCGGCGGCGGGGGGGCGGUGAGAGGCGGCGCGGCCGCAUGCCCCGCCGCGGAUCCCCGGCGCUCGGCGCGACCAGGUCCUGCUAGCAAGUCAUGAUGGUUGAAUCCGCCUCGGAGACGAUACGGUCCACUCCCUCCAGCCAAAACGGAGUCAGCAGCCUCAGCAACCAGCCCGAUGGCGGCGGGGGCGGCGCGGGGGGCGGCGGAGGGGGCGGCGGGCGCGAAGGAGCCGCCAGCGGGGAGACCAACGGCGAGAUGAGCCCCGUGGAGCUCCUGCACUUCCAGCAGCAGCAGGCUCUCCAGGUGGCACGCCAGUUCCUGCUGCAGCAGGCCACGGGGCUGAGCUCCCCCAGCAGCAACGAGGGCAAGCAGCCGGCGGUGCAGGUCCCCGUGUCCGUGGCCAUGAUGUCCCCGCAGAUGAUCACGCCGCAGCAAAUGCAGCAGAUCCUCUCGCCGCCCCAGCUCCAGGCCCUCCUGCAGCAGCAGCAGGCCAUAAUGCUGCAACAGUUGCAGGAAUACUACAAGAAGCAACAGGAGCAGCUUCACCUGCAGCUAUUGACGCAGCAGCAAGCCGGAAAGCAGCAACCCAAAGAGCCGUUAGGGAACAAGCAGCUGGCCUUCCAGCAGCAGCUCCUGCAGAUGCAGCAGCUCCAGCAGCAGCACCUGUUAAACCUGCAGCGCCAGGGGCUGGUCAGCCUCCCGCCAGGACAGGGCACCGUGCCCCUCCAGACCCUGCCCCAAGCUGUGUGCCCCUCGGACCUCCAGCAGCUCUGGAAGGAGGUCACAGCCGCCCAGCCCGUUGAGGACAGCAUUAAGCAAGAAGGUCUCGACCUCACCACCAACACCUCCAACUCUACCUCGUUUUCGGCCGCCAAGGUCUCGCCUCCCAUUUCCCAUCACCCUCUGCCCAAUGGACAGAGCACCAUGCACACGCCGAGAAGGGACAGCUCUUCCCAUGAAGAGACCCCCAGCUCCCACCCGCUCUACGGCCACGGAGAGUGCAAGUGGCCUGGCUGCGAAACCCUCUGUGAGGACUUGGGACAGUUUGUCAAACACCUCAAUACAGAACAUGCACUUGACGACCGAAGCACGGCCCAGUGUCGAGUCCAGAUGCAAGUGGUACAGCAGCUGGAAAUACAGCUGGCAAAGGAGAGCGAGCGUCUCCAAGCAAUGAUGGCCCAUCUUCACAUGAGACCUUCAGAGCCAAAGCCUUUCAGCCAACCUGUAAGCCUGAACCUGGUCUCCAGUGCCACCCUCUCCAAGAGCACUUCCGACACGUUCCCCGAUGGCUUACCUCAUCCCCCCACCUCCGCCACGGCGCCCAUCACCCCCCUGCGGCAGGGCCCUUCCGUCAUCAGCUCUUCCACUUUACACAACGUGGGGCCCAUCCGCAGGAGAAACUCGGAGAAGUUCUGCACCCCAAUAUCUUCAGAACUUGCACAGAAUCACGAGUUUUACAAAAACGCGGACGUCCGGCCGCCCUUCACGUAUGCCUCACUCAUCCGGCAGGCCAUCCUGGAGACCCCCGACAGGCAGCUAACCUUGAACGAAAUCUAUAACUGGUUCACGCGGAUGUUUGCCUACUUCCGGAGGAACACGGCCACUUGGAAGAACGCCGUCCGCCACAACCUGAGCCUGCACAAGUGCUUCGUGCGCGUGGAGAACGUCAAGGGAGCCGUCUGGACCGUCGACGAGCACGAGUACCAAAAGCGAAGGCCACCAAAGAUGACAGGGAGUCCAACUUUAGUCAAAAACAUGAUUUCAGGACUCGGUUACGGAGCACUUAAUGCAAGUUACCAGGCUGCGCUGGCAGAGAGCAGCUUCCCGCUGCUGAACAGCCCCACCAUGAUCAACACCAGCUCCGCCGGCGGCAUGCUGCACGUGGGCCACGACGAUGUCAGCAGCACCGUGGAGCAGGUCAACAGCAACGGCAGCAACAGCCCGCGCCUGUCCCCGCAGCAGUACAGCCAUCCAGUGCACGUGAAGGAGGAACCCGCCGAGGCAGAGGACGACAGUAGACCCGUCUCGCUGAUGGCCACCACCAACCAGAAUGUGACGAUUCCAGACGACAGGGACCUGGAGGAGGAGCUGCCGGUGGAAGACUUGUCCUAAGGACCCCUUCCUCCUCC
This is a messenger RNA of Chroicocephalus ridibundus (black-headed gull), 2251 nucleotides long. It is a transcript of the gene FOXP4, whose product is annotated as forkhead box P4. The transcript is spliced from 17 exons. Gene Ontology annotation, molecular function: RNA polymerase II cis-regulatory region sequence-specific DNA binding; DNA-binding transcription repressor activity, RNA polymerase II-specific. Bases 216 to 2234 code for a protein of 672 amino acids. The record is from RefSeq and is a predicted model, not a curated record. Lineage: Eukaryota; Metazoa; Chordata; Aves; Charadriiformes; Laridae. Gene Ontology annotation, biological process: regulation of transcription by RNA polymerase II. Gene Ontology annotation, cellular component: nucleus.